GAGUGCCGGAUUGCCCAUCCCAUUGUUAAAUGCACUUACUGCAGGACCGAAUUCCAGCAGGAAAGCAAAACCAACACAAUAUGCAAGAAGUGUGCCCAGAACGUGAAGCUCUACGGAACACCCAAACCCUGCCAGUACUGCAACAUCAUCGCAGCGUUUAUUGGCAACAAGUGCCAGCGUUGCACCAACUCCGAGAAGAAGUACGGCCCGCCGCACUCGUGCGAGCAGUGCAAGCAGCAGUGCGCGUUCGACCGCAAGGAUGACAGAAAGAAGGUGGAUGGAAAGCUGCUGUGCUGGUUGUGCACGCUGUCCUAUAAGCGGGUCCUACAGAAGACCAAAGAGCAGUGCAAACACCUGAGCAGCUCUUCCCGGGCCAGCCUGCAAGAGAAGGAACAGUACAGUAGGCUCAGCAGUGCCAGCCACUAUAACAGCCAGAAAACCUUAUCCACCUCUUCCAUUCAGAACGAAAUCCCAAAGAAGAAAGCCAAGUUUGAUGCCAUAUCUGCCAACGGUGACAGUUUUUCUCCAGACCUCGCCCUGGACUCUCCUGGCACUGACCACUUUGUUAUCAUUGCCCAGCUGAAGGAAGAAGUGGCUACUUUAAAGAAGAUGCUGCACCAGAAAGAUCAGAUGAUUUUGGAGAAGGAGAAGAAGAUCACAGAGCUGAAAGCCGACCUCCAGUACCAGGAGUCGCAGAUGAGGGCAAAGAUGAACCAAAUGGAGAAGACACACAAGGAGGUCAUGGAGCAGUUACAGGCCAAGAACAGAGAACUCCUGAAGCAAGCAGCUGCCCUAUCGAAGGGCAAAAAGCCUGAGAAGUCGGGAGCAAUAACCUCCCCUUAAAACCAACCCCCCCCCCACCCCCAUCCGGGAGCUUUCCCCAGCAUUAGCCAAGGAGGCUAGGAGGACCCGCCUGAUCGCUGGAAGCCAAAACCUCCGUGUUGUCACUCUCCCACCGCCGUGGCCUCGAUGGAAACGCCUGGUGUGUGUGUUGCCUUCCGACAGCAGGCUCGAGCGUGUCUGCGCUGGCUCUCCGCUGAACACCCGCUCUGUGUCACGGCGAUCCAGGGGGAGAGGUCCCAGCCGUCCUAAAUUCCCCCCUGCCCCCCACAACGUACUGCUUUCUGAAAGA
Messenger RNA from Leptosomus discolor (cuckoo roller), 1132 nucleotides. The record is from RefSeq and is a predicted model, not a curated record. Lineage: Eukaryota; Metazoa; Chordata; Aves; Leptosomiformes; Leptosomidae.